This is a messenger RNA of Penicillium malachiteum, 1419 nucleotides long. Its product is annotated as FAD-binding oxidoreductase. Gene Ontology annotation, molecular function: oxidoreductase activity; FAD binding. The coding region runs from base 1 to 1419 and encodes 472 amino acids. NCBI's taxonomy places the organism in Eukaryota, Fungi, Ascomycota, Eurotiomycetes, Eurotiales, Aspergillaceae. The transcript is spliced from 2 exons. The record is from RefSeq and is a predicted model, not a curated record.
AUGAAAACCGACCUCAUUGCCAGCAUGAAAACAUUUUUUCAGGGUCAUCCUACCAUCAGGUAUAUUCCUCGCUCGUCUGCUGAGUUCGCUACAGUACGUGAGGUCUGGAACUGCUCGCGCCCCGAUCAACCUCUGGCAAUUGCCCAACCUCAGUCGGCCGAGGAUGUCGCUACCCUGAUCAAGUUUGUGAAGUCAAAUGCGAUUCCAUUUUCCAUACGUUCUGGCGGUCAUAACUUAGAAGGGCGAGCCCUGGUCCAAGAUGCCUUGCUGAUUGACUUGCGGACUUUGGACUCUGUCGCUGUCGCGGAGGAUCUCAAAUCGGCGACAGUAGGUGGUGGAAUCCUUCAAGGCGAGCUGAUUAACCAGCUAUGGGCGAAAGGUGUCGCGACCUCAACUGGAAGCAUCCCUCAUGUUGGCUUCUUUGGCUGGGCCUCAUAUGGUGGCUAUGGUCCAUUCUCUUCAAAGUGGGGUCUUGGAGUUGAUAAUAUCAUCGGCGCUACUGUUGUGGACCCUAAUGGCAAUUUGAUCAAACUGGAAGGCAGCGAUCCUUUACUCAAAGGUAUUCGUGGUGCUGGUGGUGUUUUUGGUGUUAUUGUUGAUCUGACCAUCAAGGUUUACCCAGCCCCUACACUUCUUGCUGGGCCUAUACUCUUUGAUACUAGCGAUAUAACAACAUCGUUUACCAAAAUUAAUACAGCUUACAGCAAUCUUCUUGAUGCAGAAACGAUUCCUUCACAACUUACUCUACAGCGGGUCAGCUUCUAUUCUCCUCGUGGUCUUGCGUUCGCAUUUCUCUUUGCUUGGGCUGGUACAGGCACAGAGGAAGAUUUAGAAGAGGGGCAACGCUGGAGUCAAAAGAUUGCCUCUUUAGGACCCGCAAAAAUAAACAUGGUCAAGCCAACUACUAUCCCUGAAUGGGUAUCUGGCGCUGGCGCCCAUGUUCCCAAGGCUGUCUACGGUUCCGCAUCAACCUACAACCUUUCUCAUAUCACAUCUAAAGUUGCCGAGGCAAUUGGAUCCAACCUAGCCCAUCUGCCAGCAGAUGCCGGCGCAAUGUGCACCAUCCAUCAGGUACGCGGUCCAUCUGCCGCACCACAGGAACCCGGCAGUGAUUCCAUAUUCGGACCACGACAACCUCAUUUCAUGAUCGAGAUUCUGGGGUAUUCAGUUGGGUCAGAUAAGCAGGCUGAUUCCGAGAGCUGGGCAGACAAGUUUUCAGCCGAUGUCGAGAAGGCUGCCUCCAGCUCUGGGGCUUUGUUGCCUACCUCGUACAUCUCUCUUUAUACUUCGACUCGAUCUAGCUCGAGCGCCGAGUGGGUCAAGAAAGUGUAUGGGGACUCCGCUACAUCAUUGUACGAUUUGAAGGCGUCCUUUGACCCCGACAAUCUGUUCAAGCACACAGUGCCAUCUUUGGAAUAA